Molecule: messenger RNA, 455 nt
Organism: Dacryopinax primogenitus
Lineage: Eukaryota; Fungi; Basidiomycota; Dacrymycetes; Dacrymycetales; Dacrymycetaceae
Exons: 1
Coding region: 39-221 (60 amino acids)
Source: RefSeq, a predicted model, not a curated record
CUGUGCAGGUCUACAAUGACCUAGUAUCUUCUACAACCAUGGCCUUCGUUCAACAAUGCUUUACUCAGCAGUUCAAGCUCGGCCAACACAGCACACCGCUUAUGUACUGCUUUUUCUACAGCGCUCAUGUGCACCCAGAUCCAUCCUUUUGCCUGCCACGCGGUCACCUCGGUCAGACUAUUCCCGCAGGCCGACUGAGUCUCAGCUUGUGCGGCAAUUAAUUGCUGACUGGGAUACCUUCUGCUCCACAAGUUAACCUGUUCCCAGUCACUGGAAUCUGUCGCUGGAUGGCUCGGUCAUCGUCGACUGCGGGUCCUUUCGCUGCCCUCACAGAGACGAAUUAUGACGUGGCCGUGUCCAAGUCAGACAGUAUGUUCAUUUCCCAGCAAUCUCGAAAACUUGCUCGAUACUACGCCGCGGCAUAGACACUUUCUUUCACACCAAGGCACUUCAAC